AUGUCGUCGAUGCUGAAACUUCAACACGACACAAAUGCGCAGACAGAACUUGACAUGUCCAAUGCCAGGACGGCUUCGACGGUGUCUGUUGAGAACGUACGGGAUUUCCUUCAUCACGGAAGAUCUGCAUGGGAAACCCGUAGAAGAAUUGUCGGCAUUCUCGAGAACGAUCCCAUCUUUGAUAAGACAAGGAGAGAGUUCUUGACAAGGACUGAGAAGUACGAACGCGGUCUAGUGCUCACAGACCGGGUGUACGAACUACAGACGAUCCACAACUGGGACGAGCGGGAGGUGCAGGUUGCCAUCUCGAGUAUUGACGAGCAGUUGUCAAUCGGGUUGCAUAACAUCGCGUUCCAGCCGGUAUUUAUGCUCCAAGGAGGGCCGGUGUUGGUCAAGAAGUACGGUCCUCUCAUCGCUACACGCGCCAUCUUUGGCUGCUACAUGCAAACCGAGCUGGGUCAUGGUACCAACGUCUCGAGCCUGGAAACGACCGCGAUUUACAUACCAGAAACCAAGGAAUUCGAAAUCCAUUCCCCGACGAUCACUAGCAGCAAGUGGUGGAUAGGAGCUCUGGGGAAGACAGCAACCCAUGGAGUCGUACAGGCCAAGUUACUCCUUCCGGGUGGGAAGGAUAUGGGACCACACUUGUUUUUCGUGCAGCUACGAUCCCUGCAUGACCAUACAUUAAUGCCUGGGAUUACUGCUGGCGAUAUUGGCCCCAAGUCGAACGGUGGCUUCGCUGCCACAGACAAUGGUUUUGCUCGAUUCGACCAUGUUCGAAUCCCCAAAGAGAACAUGCUCUCUGGAUUCGCCAGCGUCACAGACGAUGGCCUCUAUCAGCAACCUCCCCACGCGAAGUUGAGCUAUGGAGGCAUGCUAUACAUUCGUGCAAACAUGGUGACUGGUGGAGGAUGGCUCAUUGCCAAAGCAGCUACGGUGGCAAUUCGAUACGCCACUGUCCGUCGACAGGGCGAACGGGAGCAAGAUGGCUUGGAGAAGCAGAUAAUUUCCUAUCCUUCUGUCUACUACCGCCUUCUUCCCAUACUCUCGCGGGCAUACAUGUUUAUCCAGCUGGGAAAGACCCUGACGAAGGCUUUCGACGUCAUGGCCAGCCGGCUCAAGAAGGGUGACGCCUCCCUCCUUGCCGAGAUGCACGCCACUACGAGCGGGCUCAAGGUCUACGUCUCUACCAACGGUGUAGCUGAUAUUGAAACCGCACGCCGAUCGAUGGGCGGACAUGGGUACAGCGCGUUCUCCGGUCUCGGUCGUCUGUACGCGGACUACCUGCCCAGCGUCACAUACGAAGGCGACAACUUCGUGCUCGAUCAACAAGUCGUCCGCGCGGCGCUCAAGUCGUACCAUGCUGUCUUCGCCUCCAGCUCACCCACGGUGGACUCGCUCUCGCCGUCGUCGGCUUACCUGAGAUACCUUGUCAACCCUCCAGCGGUACCGUCCGUCUUUGCGGAGAAGGAGUGGCGAGACCCUGUCACUGCCAUUCUGGUCCUCGAACUACGUGCGGCGCUUGUAGUGCGAGAGCUGGUCCAGAACGCGGAAGCCCGAGAUGCCAGUGCAAACCAGAGGGUGUCCAAAGCUGUUACGGAGGCUUUCGUGGCGACUCAGGCCGGCGACAUGAUCAAGAAUGCACUGAAAUUGCCUGGGAAUGACGGCAAGGUGGUCAGCAAAGUGUUCCUACUUUACUUAUUGACGACCGUCGAGGGCGGCCUGACUGACCUGCUCUCCUUCGGGGUGAUUGGCCCAGGUUCUGGGUUCAAGAUACACGAUCCAACUCGCUCGCUACGUCUAGCAAUUAAGAGUCUGUGCGAGGAACUUCUGCCCGAGGCCAUCGGCCUCGCCGACGCGUUUGGGUUCACCGAUUGGGAGCUGGACAGUGCUCUCGGGGUGUAUAAUGGGAAGGUAUAUGAGGCUCUCUGGGAACGCGCCCAAAGCGAACCGCUGAACCAGAGUGAGAUACCCGCUGCUUACCAGCAAUCUAUCAAGCCUAUCCUCCAGCGUGGCCAGAAACUUGUAGCGUCGGGGAAGGCGAAGCUUUGA
This is a messenger RNA of Cyclocybe aegerita, 2052 nucleotides long. The record is from the annotation of a GenBank genome assembly. Lineage: Eukaryota; Fungi; Basidiomycota; Agaricomycetes; Agaricales; Hemipholiotaceae.